Messenger RNA from Vespa crabro (European hornet), 4456 nucleotides. RefSeq lists its product as uncharacterized. Lineage: Eukaryota; Metazoa; Arthropoda; Insecta; Hymenoptera; Vespidae. The record is from RefSeq and is a predicted model, not a curated record. Bases 239 to 2791 code for a protein of 850 amino acids. The transcript is spliced from 4 exons.
CUAUCACUAGGUGGCAACUUUAAACGUAUACAAAAACAUUCUUUCGUCAAUAAACUCAAUGAAAGUAAAAAAAGUGCAAGAAGUAAUGUUUUCCUAUUGAUAUUUAUAGUAAAAAAAUAUAUGGUGAAAAAUUUAUUGCAUAUUUCAAAUAUAUCUAUAAUAAAAUUAUCGUGUAAAAGAUUUUAAUUGACAUCUCUUAUAUGAAGAACUAAACAUAACCUAUCGAAUAUCCUGAAUUAUGUCUAAGAGAAAAAGUAUCAAUAAACGCAUGUCUAGAUACAGUCAUCGAUCUAGUGCAGGAUCUGGCUUUCUGGAUCCAAAUUCAGAAGUAUUUGAAGAGGAAGAACCUUUUUGGUGGAAUAACUUGACAAACAAUGUUAAUUCCCAUUUGCCAAAAUACAAUGCAACAAAUGAGACAAGUAAAUAUUUAGAUUCUGAUUCACAAAUGCAAUCAACUAGUACAAAUCAUGAAUGGUGGAAAAUGUUAGAAACAUCAGAUUCUGAAGUUUUAAAUAACUUACCAAUAAUACAAAACAAAAACCGAUCAGAAGCAGUUUCAUUGGAGUUUAAAAAAAUGAUUACAUCUGAUACGGAUGAAGAUGAAGAUAAUCCACCAUUACAAAAAAGAAAAAUUACAAUGCGUAAUAAAUCAAAAAAAAGUAAAAGUAAUGCCUUUUUAAAAGCAUUAAACGAUACAAGAAAUUCAGAAUCUCCUGCAUCAGUGAAAAAAAAUUCUAUUUCUAAGCUUACAAAUGAUGCACCCACUAAUAAAAAAUCACUACAAGAAUUGGAUCCUAAACAGAAACAUAUGAGUAGAAAGAGUAACGAUAGUAUUGCAACUAGUAUUGAUCAAAGUCACACCAUAGAUAAAAUCUUAAAAUCAAAGCCAAAUGUUUUUAGAAAAAAAUAUAAAGAAACAAGUGAAAAUGCGUUUGAAAAUCUACUAAAAUCAAAUGAAGAUUUACAUAAUAAAACAGAAAGAACUGAAAGAAUGUCUAAAAGUUUCUUUGCUAAAUUAAUCGAAAAAAAACAGACAUCAAAAGAAAAUGUUUUUGACAUAUCAACAGAAGAAAAUAAAUCAAAAACAGUUCCAUUAAAAAAAUCUAUCAUAGAUCCAAAUAUUUCAAUACACGACGGUAAUCUCAUUUAUCUUAAUCGUUCUGAUUCAAGUUUUAGUCUUUUAAAUAAUACUAAUGAAAAUGAUAAUUUAGAAAUUCAACCUAAUCAUACACAUGAACCUUCACAUAAAAAUAUUUCUGCAAAUAUCUCUAUAAAUCAAAAACAAUCUUCUGUAGUAGAAAAAAAUGCAAAUUUGACUAUGUAUCCUAGGACUUCUCUUAAAAAAAGUAAUGAUUCUACAACAAAUAAUGAGAAAAUUGAAAAUCACGAAACUAUCAAUACAGGAGAAACAUCGUUAGCAAAUAUAAGACAUAUACAUACUCCAAAUAAUAGUAGAAUGGAGAAUAGUAAAAAUUUCAGAAUAAAUAAUUCUAAUGUAAGAAAAACAAUUUAUGCAUCAGAACAUGAAAGUAUGGAUGAAAGGAAUUUGAUGGCCAAAAGUAUUAAUGAAAAUAAUAUAUUUCAAACAUUAUCUACCAAUAUAGCAGCAAAAAAUUCAAUGAAUUUGUCUAAGUCUAAAUCUAGAGAAACCAAUAAUUUGGAAAAUAAAAAAACUUCAUUCAGAAUAUCAUCCGAACCAAACAAUACAAACAAUAGUAUGCAUGGUAGAAAUUCCACAGAUUAUAAUUCUAUUAAUAUUACUGAAGUAGGUAUUUUUUCGGGAAAUCAAAUACAUACAAUAAAUAGUAGUAAUAAAUCAGUGUACACAGCAAAUGUAAUAACAGAUGCAAGUAAAAAUACAACAUUAAAAGCAAAGAUGUCUACAUCUGAGACUACAAAAAUACAAGAUAUUCCUGAGUUGAAUGAAGAAAAUGUUUUAAAAGAUAAUGACAAGAUACAAGCAAAGGACUUAUAUAUAAAUGCAUUUAGCUUAAAUCAAAAAUCUUUAAGAACAAUAGAUGUUGUUACUGAUGAUAAUGAACAAAAUGAUAAUGAACACUAUGUCGAUCAACGUAAUCAUAAAAUAUUAAAUUCAAUUAAUACUGAUCACCAAAAAAAAAUUAGUGAAUACUUUACGGUUAUAAACUCUAAGUUGGUUUCUCCAACCAAAGCAAGACAAUCAAAACAUUUUCAACUGAGUAAUAUAAAAAAAGAUGAAGAAAUCAAGGCAAGAUUAAAUAAAAAGCAGAAAACUAUUAUUAGCAAGGCAGUUAAUGUGCAUCUUACAAAACCAAAAAACCUACAAUUAAAAAAGAAGCAAAUAAUAGCAAAAAUAGAAAAACUCAGAAAUGAAGAAAAACAAAAAUACUCUGCAAGAGAUAAAAUUAAUGAAGCUUAUAUAGUGAAUGGACAAGUGUAUAAAAGACCGAGACUUCCACGUCCAAAAUAUUGGGUAACCGAUCGUCUUUAUCGUUUUCUUUGGAAAAUUAUGGAACCAGAAAGCAAAUUAUUAACAAGAGUGCAUUCUGAAAAAUUUGUGCAAGAAUUAUCUGACAUUGUAUCCAUUAUUACAAAGUCUAAGAAAUAUGAAGAUUACGAAACCAUUUUGAAUAAUUUAAUGAAAAAAAUGGCAAAUUUAGGUAUUAUUCAUACACGUAAUGAUUUUUAUAAUUUUUGUUACGAUUUUCUUCCUUAUGAUUUUCGCGUUAAAGUAGUGCCAAUGAUACUUCCUGGUAAUGUUAGAAAUAUACCAUAUGAUCCAGAAACUUUGAAUAAAUCUUUACUUCAAUAAUUUAUUAUGAUUAUACGCAGAACUAAAAAGCAAUAAUUUUAAUUGUAUAAUAUGAUUUAUAUAACAUAUAUUGUAUUAUUAUAUAUUGCAUAUUUGUAAGCAUUGUAAUUUAGUUGUUAUAUCUUUAAUAUUAAUUUUUCUCUCAUAUACAUAUAAUGAUAAAGUAAUUUUGUAAUUAAUAAAAUAUUCAAUAUCAAAUAUUAAUAAAACAUUUAACACUGACCGUACCGGCAUUUCACAUAUACUUAUUCUUACUUAUGAAAUAAAUGUUUUUUUGGAAGGAAUUGUCAAUUUAUUGUAAGAAAUAAUGCAUAACAUAACUUUUAAAUAAUAAUAAUAAAAUAACCAAUCAUAUAUUUUUAUUUUUAAUGUAUCAUAAACAGGAUAUAAAUAUAACAGAACAUAACAAACAGAUCAUAAGUGCACCUUUUACAUUAUUUAGAAAUAAAUAAAAAAUGUUUUUGUUUUCUCAAUUGCAUUUUUUACAGAUAAUAGGUUUCUCCUUCAUACAUUUACCACAGACAAAUUGUCUACAAAUUAUCUAAGAUUUAAUUGUUUUAUUAUCUUUGCAAAAUCGUAUCUGAUCAAAAUCGAAUGUAAAAUAUUACAUUCGCCACUUGAUGUUCCUAGUACGUUUUCCUUUUUCAUCAAAUCGGAGAAAUUUUUUAAUUUCUGUGAAACUGUACCUGUCCAAUUUUAGUAAGAAAAAAACCGAUCCCCAUUCCGAAUUCUAUAAAUAGAAAAUAGUUAAAUUUCUUGCUUGAUAAGCAGCACGUGCGCAUAGAAUCGCAAUAAAGACAUAUAUUUUUUAUAUUGGCAGAUUCCAUUUAGUCCCUAAGACUUGCAACACUUCUGCUUCCGUAUCAAUUAUUACAGAAAAUACUGUUUUAAUUUUACCAACUAUUAUAUUUCGUUUGGCAUAUGCCAUUGAACCUAAUACUUGUUUGAAACUAUGUGAUGGUUUUUCAAUUGUUAAACCUUCUAUUAUUUUUUACCAGACAGUUCCAUCAAGAUCCACUUCAGUAUACUUGAUCACUAUCACUUUCAGAAUCUGAUAAAAUUCUUCGACGCUUUUGUCCUCUACGGGCAUUUUAAAUGUUUUCUUUUUCAUCAUCGAUGUCACACGAAUAAUUACUUUCAACUUCCUCAUUGUCGAACAAAUCACCUUCACUUUUAAUUUGUUCAUUUUCAUUUGAGUUAGAGUAAGUAGUGUUAGUAGACAAUGAACUCACACUUUUUAAUCUUUCAUAUGUAUAUCUUUCUUUGAUAGUAGCAACUUAAAUCUCAUAGUGAUCUGUACUAGAUACGACAUCGGCAUUUGUUUCAUGAUAAAUGCAUAGAAAAUAAUAAAUAUAAUUAACUAAUAAGAAUUCUUCGAAUAUUUUCUUCAAAAUAAUUAAUAAAUAUUCAUAUAUUAUAUUAUUUAAAUACAAAUUAAAACAUGUAUUCUUUCCUAUGAGGUAGAACUCUCAGCGCUUUUUUACAUGGUUUUCCCUGUAGAACUAGUCCAUUCUACACUAUUACACUAUUACUACUACUGCUGAUAGUAAUAAUAAUAAUAUAAUAUAAUAUAAUAUUAUAAUAAUAAUAAUAAUAAACAUGUACUUAAAUAUUAUUUAUAUACACCUAAAUACUAUUUAAUACAUGUUAUAUUAUAAUAGUAAA